AUGAAGACGCGUUUAACAUCAGUGCUGUACCUCGGGUACACGGCGAUGGACAGACGAUUCUCCACUUCCAUGCUACCCUGGUUGCUGAAAGAAAUAAGGGCUACUGGAGUCAGAGACAAGCUCAGUAUCGCAAUUGAAGAUGGCUGUUUGAAGGCAUACAAUGAGAACUUUGAACCGGUCAUAAUUCAUCGUCUUGUGGAUAUUUUAAGAGCAAGCCAAGUGCCAGGCCGAGCUGAUGAGCUAUUCUACAUUCUACUUAAUGAGAAGGAGGGUCUUCUGCAGUGCUUCCUCUUCAAGACUGCAACUGUUGCUGAGGUAAGUCACUAA
Molecule: messenger RNA, 327 nt
Organism: Pieris macdunnoughi
Lineage: Eukaryota; Metazoa; Arthropoda; Insecta; Lepidoptera; Pieridae
Source: the annotation of a GenBank genome assembly